Molecule: messenger RNA, 1249 nt
Organism: Spizellomyces punctatus DAOM BR117
Lineage: Eukaryota; Fungi; Chytridiomycota; Chytridiomycetes; Spizellomycetales; Spizellomycetaceae
Exons: 2
Coding region: 232-1110 (292 amino acids)
Source: RefSeq, a predicted model, not a curated record
CGGAACUUGCAUUUCAAAAACACAUUUGCGCAAUUGGGCCAUCCGGGAAUUGUUAUAAAAGGAGGACGUUGUCCCGUCCUUUUUCUCCCAUCAUCAGUUUGUUUGCAAGUAGUUUCUUGUUAUUGAGCCUUACACGUAAGUCUUAUCGGUAUCAACUUUAACAACUCGUCAACACUUUCAAAAAAACAAGCAACCUUCUUUCAAAAACCUUCAUCUCUCCACACCACCACAAUGCCCACCUACAAACCCGUCAAACAAACCGUAGUCUCAACAGCGCAACCCGAAGGCGCAGGUGCAACCGUUCGAAGAAGUAUAGGCACCCACUCACUCCGAAACCUCGAUCCAUUCCUCAUGCUCGAUGAGUUUACUGUUCUUCAACCUGCUGGAUUCCCGGAUCACCCCCACAGAGGAUUCGAAACUGUUACCUACAUGCUGAACGGCGCGAUGCAGCAUGAGGAUUUCGCUGGACACAAGGGGAUUAUUCGUCCAGGGGAUUUACAGUGGAUGACUGCUGGACGGGGGAUCAUGCAUGCUGAAAUGCCUGCAUCGGAUGAACCUGCCCAUGGUCUCCAAUUAUGGGUGAACCUCCCUAAAAAGGACAAGAUGGUUAAACCUCGGUACCAAGAACUCCUCGACAAGAAUGUUCCGAGGGCUCAGUCGCCUGAUGGGGGUGUAUCGGUUAAAGUCAUUGCGGGCGAGAGUUAUGGAGUCAAGGCCGCGGUCUUGACCUACACUCCAAUCAUUUACCUGGAUGUGAAAAUGGAACCUGGUAAAAUCUUUGAACAAUCUAUUCCGGAAAAUUGGACGGCUUUCAUGUAUACCCUCGAUGGAACGGUUGUGGUCGGGAGUAGUGCAACAAAGGUGGAUCCGCAUACCACUGUUGUGUUGGGAGAGGAUGGGGACACCUUGAAAGUAGAGUCGGCUGACAAGGCCCAUUUUGUCGUCAUUGCGGGACAAAAGAUCAACGAGCCGAUCGCACAACAUGGGCCGUUUGUCUUGAAUGAUCGCAGUGAGAUUAUGCAGGCGUUUAUGGAUUACGAGAUGGGUCGAAAUGGGUUUGAGGGCGCUGCAGAGUGGGCCAGCAAGAUUGGAGGUCGUGGUGGAAGAUAAUCAAUUGUAGAGCAUCUUUUUAAAACUAGUUUUUAUCAUGUGUGUGUAUGAUGAUUUGUAGGAUACAACUAUUUUGUUUUUUUUGAUUUGCAAGUUUAAAAUAUAAAAAGAAAAAUGCCAAAGGCAACUUGAAUUCUCG